Cyprinus carpio (common carp) is the source of this 1132-nucleotide messenger RNA. RefSeq lists its product as uncharacterized. NCBI's taxonomy places the organism in Eukaryota, Metazoa, Chordata, Actinopteri, Cypriniformes, Cyprinidae. The coding region runs from base 77 to 1132 and encodes 351 amino acids. The record is from RefSeq and is a predicted model, not a curated record. Gene Ontology annotation, biological process: intracellular protein localization. Gene Ontology annotation, molecular function: protein kinase A binding. Gene Ontology annotation, cellular component: cytoplasm. The transcript has 3 exons.
CUGUUAGUCGUACAAAAUAAACUUUAACAUAAACUUACAAAAUGACUAUAAUUAUUAUAAUCAAUCUCUUUUUCAGAUGAUUAAUGAGGAUUGGCUGUGCAGCUCAUUAAAGCUAUGUGAUCUAGUCACCACUUCAGAAUCUGCUCACUCUGAUGACUCUGCGCAGGUAGUAAUCAACAGUGAUUCAUACCCACAACCUGCUUAUAACCUAUCAUCAAUCCAACACACUUUGGAAACAUACAGCCAUUUGCUGGAUGUAACAUUAGAACAGAACUUAGAGCCCAUUCAACAGUUUGCACAGAUGACUGCCAAAACUAUUAUAGAUUCAGCCAUCAGGAUCAGAGACCCAAGAGAAUCCAUCAAGCUGAGAGGGGACGACGUUGAAAUGCUGGCUGAAGAGUUAACUUUACAAGUCUGUUGCAAAGCAUUGGAAGAGAUGGAGAGGCGUCAUUACUCUGAUGAUCCAUCAUCCAAAAGUGUGGAUGAUAAAGAGGGGACUUAUGGAAAUGCAUCGGCCCUGUGCUCCUCAGGGUACAACUGUGACAAAAACACAUCUGAAAUGGAAACAGACAACAAGAUGGAAGAAUAUGAUGACACAUCUGCCACAGUAUAUGCUACUUCGUUGAAAAGCAUGGCUAGUCUGGGCUCUAUUGAGUACCCUGAUGCUCCUCCAAGCACCCCUUUACUUCCAGAGAUGAUCAGGAGUCGAGCCAGUUUCACAAGGAAGCUUAAAGGAGGACUGGCUAAAGAGUUCCUUCCUUCACCCCCUCCACCGACCCCCAAAGACCACAUGCAACCAUUAAUAGAGAACCAAAUGACAGACGCGUCUGCUGACUUCAUGGUGAGACUGAUGCGCUCACUUUCACUGGAGUGCUGUCAAAAUGGAGGUCUGGAAGAAGACGAGAAUGGAGAAGUUGAUGAUAGUGGACUCCAAAAUGAUGUUGCCAGGCUAACUGACUAUGCAGCUCAAAUUUCUGCAGAUAUCAUUCAUUUUAUCACCAGAAAUGAGAUAAAAGUAAAGGAUGAGGAUUGUGUGCAAAGCAUGUGGGCUAUUGCUGACCAACUAGCGAGUGAAAUUGUCACAACGUCUCUAGCAGAGGUGAUGGCGAUAGGAGAAAGGAAAACAGGGUGA